AUCAGCCUUUAGGAUUGUGCUGAAUCUCACAGGCUGAUGUCACAUUCUGAUGUCAGUGCUGAGAGGCUGGAGUCACACACUCACUCGCUCGCUCGCUCACUCACUCAGUGAGUGCAGUUCUCUCCUCUUUACUCCCGUCUGUCCGAAAGUGGGAUAAUAAUAAUAAUAAUAAUAAUAAUACUAUUAAGCGAGUGCCAAGGAGGUGGCGGAGGAAGCUGACUUUGCCUCGGUUUCCUGGAUCUGUCAGUUGACAACACAAACCCAGGAGUGUGGCACCAGGACAGAGCUUUGCUUUACUUGGGAUCUCACUGCCUGAACUUGUAUCCAGUCUGUCCUGCUGCCUCAGGUUGGGGACCAUAGAGCGCCAGCCCAGGGGGGAGGCCAGUGGGUGGCGAUGGCGGGCUGGCCCUGGAGCUGGGCAUGUGUCAGUGUCCUGCCCUUGGUUGGAGCUGCCAUGGUACCUCAGGGGUGCGGGCCCGACGUGAACGCCCUCUACUUCAACCUGUGUGACCUGGGUGCCGUGUGGGGCAUCGUCCUGCAGGCGCUGAGCGGGGCCGGAGUGCUGAGCUGCUUCGUGUUGGCGCUGGUGUUGCUGGCCAGCGUCCCCUUCAUCCAGGAGGGCAAGAAGAAGAGCACGGUCGGAACUCAAUUGCUCUUCUUGUUCGGCACUCUCGGCCUCUUCUGUCUGGUCUUUGAUUUCGUGGUGAAGAUGAACUUUGCCACCUGCGCCUCCCGCAGGUUCCUCUUCGGCCUCCUCUUUGCCGUGUGCUUCUCCUGCCUGCUGACGCACGCGCUCAGACUCAACUUCCUGAGCAGGAAGAACUCGGGGCCCAAUGGUUGGCGUGUGAUGGGCUUGGCGUUGACCCUGAGCUUGGUGGAGGCCAUCAUCAACACCGAGUGGCUGGUCAUCACCAUCUUGAGGAACAACGCCACCUCCUCACCGGUGCUCGGAGAUCCCUGCGACAUCGCUAACAUGGACUUUGCCAUGGCUCUCAUCUACGUGAUGGUUCUCAUGGCCCUGACCCUAGUUCUGGGCUUCACCAGCCAGUGGGGGAGCUUCAAACACUGGAAGAAGCACGGCGUGUUCAUCCUCGUCACCAUCUGGCUCUCGGUCGCUAUCUGGGUGGCCUGGAUCACCAUGUACGUCUACGGGAACGAGGCCUUGGGGCGCGAGGGCUGGGACGACCCCACCCUCGGCAUCGCUCUCGUGGCCAACGCCUGGGUCUUUCUCUUCUUCUACAUUGUCCCCGAGAUCUGCCAGGUGACGAAGGCGGGGAUGGAGCAGACCUAUGUGGAGGAGGUGUAUCCCACCAGGGGUGUGGGCUACGAGACCAUUCUCAAGGAGCAACAAUCUCAGCACAUGUACAUAGAGAACAAAGCCUUUUCAAUGGAUGAGCCCAAUGCAGCUAACAAAAGCCAGUCACCUUACGGUGGUUACAGCAGCCAACUUCGCAGCAGCGUGUAUCAGCCCACAGAGAUGGCCCUGAUGAACAAAAAUAACCAGCUGGAGAAUCCCUAUGACCAUUACAUCCCGAGAGUCACCAUUAACCCGUCGGCGAUCUCCAGCAAUGCCUCCACACUCCGAGCAGAGGACGUGUUCGCAGCCGGGAGCCGGCAGCCCCAGCCCGAGGGCGGCCACGUAAGGAACUUCUGACACCCCAGAGCAUGACGGCAGCGAGACAACCCAGAGAUAGGCUGAUGGCCCCCCUUGUGGAUAAUCGCCAUAGCGACCAGAGCCCCCGGCCACUGGGCACAUCUCAAACUGAACAUCGGGAACCGUAACCUUGAGCCUUCGCUGAACCCCCUCCCAACCCCACAGCCCCCUCCUCUCGGAGAGUUGAGGGGAAAGGGAGGAUGGGGUGGACAAUCCUCGUGUCCAAAAUGGAAGCAAAAACAACCCACAAAGACCGAAAGCCGCUGACUUUGAUCAUCGCUGAGCACAAGACAGGACAGGACAAUGGCAACCGUAGAGGACCAUCGCCGUGAUCUGGAAUGCAGGAACAGGAAGAGGCGGUUCAGCCCACCGAGCCUGUUCGUCCGUGGCAGAUAUUGGACUGUGGCAGAUCGUUUAACCCCAUUUACCUAUCUUUUCUGCAUAACCCUUUUUAGAACAGUGGAAAUGUAUCUCAUUGACCUUGCUUCCCAAAGCAGUAUCUAUUGUUUGUGAGCUCACCUCAGUGAAUUUGAAAGGAUUUUUUUUUGUGUGUGUUUGGUAGAUUAAAAGUCACUCGGUGACCCUCAACACAUCCACCGAAGAUCCCUCAGAACUGCUUAAUGCGUCCUUGGACAUAUCUGUCUCCUUUCCACAUCUCAUGGGGCAGUUUGUCAGAGGCAGAUAUCCAUCUCACACAACAACACAUCAUAUUUACGCAGUGCCUUUCACGUCGGGAGGACGUCCCGAGGCGCUGGAUAGCGUCAGGAAUUUGGACCCGAGCUGGGCGUUGGGAAAAGGGCAGGGAGGGUAGGGGUAGGAGGGUGAGCCUAGGCCCAGUCAAAGUGGAGGGUCUUGAGAUGGGCCUUGAAGGAGGCAAGGGAGGGAGUGAGGUGAAGGGUCUCUGGGAUGGCGUUCCAACGGGUGGGGGCAGAAAGGCUGAAGGCUCGACCACCCGAUGGUGGGGUUGGUCAGGCGGGGGUGGCAUGGAGCAGGCCGGUGCCAUUGCUCUGAUAGGAACGGUUCAAGCCAGCUUUUUAAUGCGGUAAAAUUCCCGGGUGUUAGUUAGCACCAGGAAUAGGUACGCAACACCAGGGUCACACAGGAACCUCUGCAUUUCCUUCACCAACCAGUUGCUUGUUUCCCUUUGUGGGUGAAAACAGGCUCAAUCCAUUAGACGCCGAAGAAUGUGGAUAAAUGUCUAGAUUUCUGAUUA
Messenger RNA from Callorhinchus milii (elephant shark), 2867 nucleotides. RefSeq names its product G protein-coupled receptor, class C, group 5, member C (gene gprc5c). The record is from RefSeq and is a predicted model, not a curated record. Gene Ontology annotation, cellular component: signaling receptor complex; plasma membrane; intracellular membrane-bounded organelle. Gene Ontology annotation, biological process: G protein-coupled receptor signaling pathway. The coding region runs from base 395 to 1654 and encodes 419 amino acids. The transcript has 5 exons. NCBI's taxonomy places the organism in Eukaryota, Metazoa, Chordata, Chondrichthyes, Chimaeriformes, Callorhinchidae. Gene Ontology annotation, molecular function: protein kinase activator activity; G protein-coupled receptor activity.